GACCUCUCACGAUAAAACACCUAACACUUUCUCCUGUGAUUUAGCGUUUUUAGUCGAAUCAUCCGGACAAUGUUUAGCUGUCCAGUGUUUGAAAACACGCAAAUAUCGUCAAAAUCUUCCGCAUUCAACACUCAACUCUGAUCUCCGAGAAGUCACACACCCACAGGCCACAGUCCCACACCAUUCAUCAAUCAUCAUAGUCAACUCCACAAAACCCACCAUUUCCAUCCAAUACACCAUCUCUAAUGGCAUGGAAAUCUCUCUCCAAACCCUAAAACCUCCAUUAAUCUCUCUCUUCCUCCUCCUCUCUCUCCUCUUCUUCUUCCUCACCACCCCAUUUUCUCUCUCCUCAACCCCAUCUCCUCACAACCACAGAUCCCUCCUCACUUCCCCACCUUUACCAUGCUCAACCUUCCCCUCCUCCAAUGGCGGAUUCUUCAACUACCUCUCCCUCCAUUACUGCACCUUCAACUCCUCCCCAACUUUCUCUCUCCUCUUCCUCUCACUCACCCUUCUUCUCCUCUUCCACAUUCUCAUCAAAACAGCACAAUCUCACUUCUCUAUCAUCGUCACAACUCUUUCUUCACACCUCUCUCUCUCUCCUUCAAUGGCCGCUGUUACUCUCCUUGCUCUCGGUAAUGGUGCCCCCGAUGUUUUUGCUUCCGUCGCUGCUGUUUCCGCCGGAAAUGCUCGUACUGGUUUCGGCGCUAUUUUGUCGGCGGGAACUUUUGUGUCGGGUUUUGUUGUUGGGUUUGUUGGGAUCUAUGCGGCACCGUUUUGUGUUGAUCCGUCGUCGUUUGUGAGGGAUGUUUUGUUUUAUUUGAUGGCUGCGUUUCUACUGUUUUAUGUGUAUUUGAGUGGGGAGUUGUAUUUUUGGCAGGCGGUUGGGUUUGUUGGAUUUUAUUUGUUCUUUGUUGGGUUUGUUUUUUGGAUGGAUUUUGGAACUGGGUGUAAAAAAAUUCGUGAUUUUGAGGCGCAAAAGGGUGAAGAAUUGUUGUUGGAUUCUGAAAAGAAGGAUGAUCAUAUUCAUGGAAUUAGUUCGUCUUCUGGGUUUUUCUCAGCUUUAAAGAAGAUAUCAAAGAUAUGGGAGAUUCCUGUCUCUCUUCUUCUGAAGCUGACAAUUCCUGAGACUUCACCAUCCGAGUGGAGCCGAUUUUAUCAAUCUGCAAAUAUUGCUCUUUGCCCACUGGCAUUUCUUUACUCUUGCAAAUCAUUCAUGCCCAUGGAUCAUCCUGUCAUGUUUUUGAUUUCACAUACGCACCUUCCUCUAUGGUUAGUUGUACUCUUCUCAAGCUCCUCUUUAGCAAUUCUUCACUACAUUAUUGAAAAGGAACCUCCGAAAACCGAGCAAAUCCCUGUUGUGCUAGUAGCAUUUGUAAUGAGUGUUUUCUGGAUAUCCACUGUGGCCGGGGAACUACUCAACUGUCUCGCAGCAUUAGGUCAGAUUCUCAACUUGCCACCUACAAUUUUGGGGCUAACAGUGCUAGCAUGGGGGAAUUCUGUCGGGGAUCUUGUUGCUGAUGUGGCAGUUGCCAAAGCCGGCCAGCCUGCAUUGGCCAUGGCAGGAUGCUUUGCAGGACCAAUGUUUAACAUGCUUGUUGGGCUUGGUAUGGCCUUAGUAAUACAGACAGCCAAAGUCUUUCCUGAACCAUAUGUGCUCCAUUUUCACGUCAGCAUUGUGAUUGCAUUUGUUUUUCUGUUUUUGAGCUUGAUGGGGUCACUUCUGGUUGUGACUUGGUCGAGAUUCCGGGUUCCAAGGUUCUGGGGUUUCUGCCUUGUUGGCCUCUAUGUUCUCUUCAUCAUUGUGAGCCUCAUGAUAGCCAAGUUUUCACCUUAAUAUAACCUGCAAAGAUCCUUAGGACUACUGAUAGAUAAACUACACAAGCCAGAGCCGGAGCUUCCUUCUGCUAGUGAUGAAGCUGAUGAUUGAGAUCAGUUUCCGAUAUGAUCAAGUUCAGUUGUUUGCAUGAUCAGCUAUAAGAAUUCAGAAUACAAGACUAGCUCAUACCCGCUUGCAUCGUCCGUGUGAAUAUGAACUUUGUAUGUAGAAUUGAUGCUCGGAAACGAGAUACUUGUCAAGCCUUAAUUCCUUUCUGACCAUGGUAGGAGCUACUUUGGUGUUAAUUGCUACCAAAUUAGACUGUAUAUUGUACAACCAAAGGUGAUUCUUUUGGGAUGUAAACUGCCACGAUACAACUGAGUUAACUUUGUAAAAGUUAGGGGAAGCUAAGAUAUGUCCCCCAAUAUAACUGGAAAACUAUACAGCUGAUAUAGAAUCUAUUCUCCAAGGACAAAGAGACUAGCUUGUUAAGAUGCCCAUAUGAAUGAAUGGUCAUGAGUUGAAUACAUUAUUAUGCCUAUAUGAAGCUGGUUAAUUGA
Messenger RNA from Beta vulgaris subsp. vulgaris (sugar beet), 2379 nucleotides. RefSeq names its product cation/calcium exchanger 5. Lineage: Eukaryota; Viridiplantae; Streptophyta; Magnoliopsida; Caryophyllales; Amaranthaceae. Gene Ontology annotation, biological process: monoatomic cation transport; transmembrane transport. Gene Ontology annotation, molecular function: monoatomic cation transmembrane transporter activity. Gene Ontology annotation, cellular component: membrane. The transcript is spliced from 2 exons. The record is from RefSeq and is a predicted model, not a curated record. The coding region runs from base 251 to 1837 and encodes 528 amino acids.